AAUUGUUUUUAAUUGAUUUUUUGUAAAAAAAAAGAGCUUUUCAAUUUAACAGCUGGCUCUUGAUAUGGAGCGGUUGCGCUCGAUGUAAAAAAAACAAUCAGUAUUAAAUAGGUUAUUGGUUUGGUUCUUCAUUGUUAUCAGUGAAGUCUUCUAAAGUCUUAAGUGCAGAUAGAUAAUUUUCUAUUUCCAACAACAAGUCAUUCAAAUCCCACUUUAAUGUUACGAACAAUUUUAUUAAAAACCAAAAUGUCGAACUUUGGACUUCCACAAAGAAGUAUAUCAUCCCUUAUUCAGUCGAAGGGAUUCAUCAAUGGGUCUUGGGUUGACUCUUCCAACAGUGAGACAUUUGCUGUAACAAAUCCGGCCAAUGGUAAGGUUAUUGGCAAUGUUCCAAAUAUGACAGCAGAUGAUGCAGUAAAGGCUGUAGCAGCAGCAAAGAAGGCACUUCACGCUCCUGAAUGGGCUGGUCUCACUGCAAAGCAACGGUCGGUAAUGUUGAAGUGUUGGUAUAAUCUCAUCGAGCAAAAUCGAGAUGAAAUUGCGAAAAUUAUGACUGCCGAAUCCGGGAAACCAAUCAACGAGUCACUGGGUGAGGUGACCUAUGGCAACUCAUUCAUCGAAUGGUUUGCAGAAGAAGCACGCCGAAUCAAUGGAGAAGUGAUCCCAUCACCGACACCCAAUCGGGAAUUGAUAGUUUUGAAGCAGCCACUUGGUGUAGCGGCAUUGAUUACUCCCUGGAACUUCCCGCUGGCUAUGAUUACCAGAAAAGCGGGAGCAGCAUUAGCUGCUGGGUGCACUGUUGUAAUAAAGCCGGCUGAGGACACGCCACUCACUUGUCUGGCGGUUGCAAAACUUUCUGUAGACGCUGGCAUUCCAAAUGGGGUUAUUAACGUCGUUACGACCAACAAGUCUGCCCCUGUGGGCAAUGUUCUCUGCACGAGCCCUGAUGUAGCUGGGAUAUCUUUUACAGGUUCCACAGAUGUUGGCAAGUUGCUUUACAGAAAUUGUGCCGAUGGAGUGAAGAGAAUCUCUCUUGAACUAGGCGGCAAUGCUCCGUUUAUAGUCUUCGAUUCGGCAAACAUAGAAAAGGCAGUUGACGGAGCUAUAGCUUCGAAAUUCCGUAACUGUGGUCAGACUUGUGUGUCGGCAAACCGAUUCUUUGUGCAGGAAGGUGUUUAUGAUAAAUUCAUAGAGCUACUGAAAACAAAAGUAGCAGCUCUGAAAAUCGGCUCCGGUGAUGGACCAGAUGUUCAGAUUGGUCCUCUAAUUAACAAAGCACAGUUUUUGAAAAUCAGCUCAUUCGUGGAUGAUGCCAAAAAACUAAAUGCCACAAUAAUUGCAGGGGCUAAACCUCGCCCUGAUAUUGGUGAACUAUUUUAUGAACCAACUAUUAUCACCGAUGUCAAACCACCCAUGAAACUAUACACUGACGAGGUCUUUGGACCUGUUUUGUCAAUAAUCAAGUUCAAAGAAGAAGAGGAAGCUAUUUCCAGAGCCAAUGAUACUAAUAGUGGUCUUGCUGGUUAUUUCUACAGUGAAAAUGUUCAGCAAAUAUUUAGGGUGGCCCGGAAAUUGGAAGUUGGAAUGAUUGGCAUCAAUGAGGGUAUCAUUUCCACAGCCGAAGCACCGUUUGGUGGUGUCAAGCAAUCGGGUAUUGGUCGUGAAGGUUCUCAUUAUGGAAUCGAUGAAUAUGUUGAGGUUAAGUAUCUUUGUUUGGGAAAUUUGAAGAAUUAAAACAAAUUACAAAAUAAUGAUUCCACAUUGAAUUUAAUGCACACGACAUCUGCGAUAGUACACAGUCUUCCAUAAAAUAAUAUAGUAGUAAAACAAAAAACGCAUAAAUGCAAUGGAUGUUUCUUUAUUGGCUUAAGAUUAAAAAGGAGAAAAAAACAGACUAGUUUAAUUUAGCUAAAUAUUAUUUGUCAUUAUUAUUAUUGAAUAUACAUAAGUUGUUAUAUUUUCUGUUAAUAAAAUAAAUAUCUGAAAAAUA
Messenger RNA from Eupeodes corollae, 1990 nucleotides. RefSeq names its product succinate-semialdehyde dehydrogenase [NADP(+)] GabD (gene Ssadh). The transcript has 3 exons. NCBI's taxonomy places the organism in Eukaryota, Metazoa, Arthropoda, Insecta, Diptera, Syrphidae. The record is from RefSeq and is a predicted model, not a curated record. Bases 217 to 1734 code for a protein of 505 amino acids. Gene Ontology annotation, molecular function: succinate-semialdehyde dehydrogenase (NAD+) activity.